Physcomitrium patens is the source of this 3623-nucleotide messenger RNA. RefSeq names its product protein CHROMATIN REMODELING 25. Gene Ontology annotation, cellular component: nucleus. The record is from RefSeq and is a predicted model, not a curated record. Gene Ontology annotation, molecular function: DNA translocase activity; ATP binding. NCBI's taxonomy places the organism in Eukaryota, Viridiplantae, Streptophyta, Bryopsida, Funariales, Funariaceae. Gene Ontology annotation, biological process: double-strand break repair via synthesis-dependent strand annealing; reciprocal meiotic recombination.
GUUGGAAGUUUUCGAGGAUUCUUGCUGAAGCUGCGCACUCGUGUGGGUUGCGUGGGGUGUGUCGAGCUUGUGCAUUGAGCAGUUCGCUACCCAUCCCGAAUCACUAAUUCAAUUUUUUUUGGUUUCGUCGCGAUGCUGACAGUAGCCUGGGAGGUUGUUGAUGGGCCAUCUGAAUGCUGCUGAAGAUUGGUUCAAUAGUGUCGAUUGUCAGGAUCCAGCGAUAGGGUGUGGCCGGUUUUCGAGUUAUGUGCGGUUGAGAGCAUAAUGGGGCGAGAAGGAUUUGAUGACAGUGAUUAUGAUUGCGAAGAGGGGUUGAGAUGGGAGAAUGAAUGCAGAGGGGAGGAGGAGGAGGAGGAAGAGGAAGAGGAAGAAGAGGAAGAGGAGGAACUAGUGCAUGUGCCUCAAGAGGAUGAUGAAGCGGAGUCUCAGAAAGCUCAGAAUGUCGCUGCUUUGUUGAGGGGUGACGUGCAAGUGAACAGGCAGGCAUUUCUUCCGAAAGUCCUCACCGUCUCAGACGCAGCAGUAGUGAUCAGGAGACCUUUCAAGUCUCCGUGUCCAAAUGCGUCUCCUGCCUCUCACGUAGAGCUCCUUCGUCGUCUGCAAGCUCGGAAGCGCUUCGUUCCUUGGGGUUGUUCGAGGUUACCAUUCACUCCCAUAACAAAUGCCCCAUUGCCACUCGCUCCUGUGCAAGAGGAGGAGCCUGUCAAGGUUGAGCUCCCUCCAGGGGUCGAGCCUCUGGUUUUGUGGCAGGCAGAUGACAUUGAUGAGGAGAUUGUAGAUGGACAACCUGUAAAAGAAAAACCCCAGCCCAUUAUUGUGGAUCCACACCUUGUAAAAUUUUUGAGACAACAUCAAAGGGAAGGUGUUCAGUUUAUGUUCGAGUGUGUAGCUGGUCUUCGUGGCAUGGCAAUAUCGAAAAAUGAAAAUACCACUUCUGGUGGUUGUAUUCUUGCUGAUGACAUGGGAUUGGGAAAAACUCUACAAUCCAUCACGCUUAUGUGGACGUUGUUGAAACAAGGUUUUGAUGGUAACCCAAUGGCAAAGAGAGUUGUGAUCAUUACCCCCACAAGUCUUGUCAGCAACUGGGAACAGGAAAUUACCAAAUGGCUGAGCCACAGCAAAGUGAAUGUACUAGCUAUGUGUGAGUCCACCCGUGCAGAUGUCCUCCAGGGAAUUUCGACCUUUCUGUCACCGCAAAAUUUUUAUCAGGUUCUCAUAAUUUCGUACGAAACUUUCCGCAUGCAUGCAUCACGAUUUGAGAAAGAAGGCAGUUGUGACCUUCUCAUUUGUGACGAAGCUCAUAGGCUUAAGAACGACAAAACUCUCACCAACCAGGCUCUUGCUUCUCUUCCAUGUUUUAGGCGCGUAUUGUUAUCAGGCACUCCCAUGCAGAAUGAUUUGGAGGAGUUUUACGCAAUGGUCAAUUUCACAAAUCCUGGAGUUCUUGGUGAUGCAAGCACCUUCCGAAAAUAUUAUGAAAACCCAAUUUUGACUGGGCGGGAGCCUGAUGCCACGGACGAUGCCCGAGCACUUAGUAUCGAACGAUCGGCAGAGCUUAGUGAGAAAGUUAAUCAGUUCAUAUUGCGACGGACAAAUGCUCUCCUAUCAAAACAUUUGCCACCUAAGAUUGUAGAAGUUGUUUGUUGUAAAAUGACUGAGCUUCAAACAAACCUUUAUCGACAUUUUAUAAGAUCGAAGAAUGUUCGUCAAGCCUUGGAAGACAACACAAAGCGUGCAAAAGUAUUAGCAUCUAUUACAGCACUUAAGAAGUUGUGCAAUCAUCCAAAGCUCAUCUAUGAUACGAUACGUGCUGGUGGAUCCGAGGCUGCUGGAUUCGGUGACUGUCUUAAAUUGUUUCCCCAACACUUGAUCGCCAGCAGGAGUAAUUCAUGGCCAGACUGGAUUGAUUUGUCUGGAAAAAUGUCAGUUCUAGCACGCUUGCUUUCAGAGCUACGUUGCAAGACUGAUGAUCGCAUCGUUCUCGUUUCCAACUACACUCAGACUCUGGAUUUAUUUGCACAAAUCUGCCGGGAGAGGAAUUAUCCAUUUGUAAGGCUUGACGGGACUACCUCCAUUGGUAAACGACAAAAGUUGGUAUCAAGGUUUAACGACCCAAAUCAAAAUGAGUUUGCUUUCUUAUUAAGUAGUAAAGCUGGAGGCUGUGGUUUGAACUUGAUUGGAGGUAACCGGUUGGUGCUCUUCGAUCCUGAUUGGAAUCCUGCCACUGAUAAACAGGCGGCAGCUCGAGUUUGGAGAGAUGGACAAAAGAAAAGAGUAUACGUUUAUCGGUUUCUAGCCAGUGGCGGCAUAGAAGAAAAGGUAUUUCAACGCCAGAUGUCUAAAGAGGGACUGCAAAAAGUAGUUGACAAAGAACAAUCAACUGAUGCCAAAGCUCAGAUGAACAUGUUAUCCACAGAUGAUCUCAGAGACCUGUUCACACUUCGUGAAGACGUCAGAUCUGACACACAUGAUUCGAUUACUUGCGAACGGUGUAACUGUGACGGUGACGUUGACUCUGAGGAUACGACUACAACUCCUGAUAACUCUGCUGACAAUGUUGAGGACAUUGGCGAGUUUGCCAAAGUCGCUGGUUGCCUAGGCAAGCUGAAGCCGUGGGAGCGGCAGAUUGGAACACCCGCAGAAGAAGACCUAGUAAGCUGGGCUCAUCAUAGUGACUCUUCCACCAUUCCUGAUGUCAUUCUGCGAGCUGCUUCUUCUGGUCAGGUAUCCUUUACCUUCACCUGCCAGGUUGAUGGCAAACUCACGCCUAUCGACUCCUUCCCUCGAUCGUCGGCUCUCUACUCUACACCUUCUCUUCAGGCAAAGUCCUUUGCAUCACCUGUUACGAGAGAGCUUCGUGCCCCCAAGACCCCACCAGUCCUGAAUGGGUUUAGCAAGCCAGGAUCCAAUGUGUUCAGUAAGCCAAACUCCAACGGACUCAGUAAGCCAAACUCCAACGGGCUCAACGAUAGUGGCUUUGUAACUCCACCUCCCAAGCGGCCUCGUGGACGUCCUCCUUUGUCCAGAAAAUCUCCUGCGACUGUGUUGCCUGUAGCUCCAGUUUCUUCAAAUAAGCGCCCGAAAACCACUGCUGCUCAAAAAACCAGCAAGCGUACGUCUGCUUCAAAAAGUCAUUCAUCUGAUGAGAGUAGCGCUGAUGAGUAUGUGUCCGAUGACAGCGAUGAGGACGACGAUGAUCAAGGUGAUGGCGAGGAUGACGACUUCGCCUGAUUAUUAGUGCACGGAGCUCAAUCUGUAUUAUAGUAUGAUUGAAUAUCCCCUGAUAAUUCAGUCUAGUAAUAUUUUAUGGUGUAUCUGAUGAGUAUGACUCUCAUGAGACCUUCAGUUCAUUGCCACUGUUACUCUCAACGUGGAAAAAUGGACAAGAGCUCAUUCAACUCUGUAGAAACGUGCUGCCACCACAGCUCUGAGCCUGAAAAGUGCCAUCUAUGAUCACCCUUAAGAAUGUGGGGCUUUUGAGCCUCCUUUCAUCUCAUCAUAUUCUAUAUUCACAUUGUACAAGGUUAGGAUAACAUCAUUAACCACUUUGACAAAGAUAGACCUAAUUUCUCCAGUCUAUUUUUACAAGGAAGCUUUUUUGGCCUCAAGCUCUUUUUUUUUCA